UGACCUCGGCGAUCACUUUACAUGGCUCUUUACCUUGUGAAAUCGUGUGUCAAAUUCUGGCCAAAGACGACGGCGCCGUCGACGGCCGCUCCGAUACGUCUCCGACGUUUUCAAAUUCGCUUUCCGAUCAUCAGGAGUGAUAAUAUCACAUCGUUUUCGCCAAAUCGGACAUCGUCGUUCCAUUACACUACCAGCGUCGAUAAGAUUUCUCCGAUUUCGAGUUCUAAUAAUGAUGGAGGAAGAGAAUUCGUGGCGAUGUCUGACGAGAAACUGAUGAGUCAAUGUGAGAUGGAUACUUAUAAAUCCUCCGGUCCCGGUGGUCAGCACCGUAAUAAGCGUGAGACUGCGGUCCGUCUUAAGCAUCUCCCAACCGGCAUUAUUGCUCAGGCAUCUGAGGAUAGAUCUCAGCACAAAAAUCGUGCAUCUGCCCUAGCUCGAUUGCGUAGUCUGCUAGCUCUUAAAGUCAGGAACACUAUAGAGCUUGAAACAUACACACCUCCUCCUGAGCUGCUUCAAAUUCUUCCAGCAAAGUCAACAAUAAGAGGAUCAGAAUGUGGACCUCAAAUUGGGCCUAAUAACUCAAAGUUCAGUUUGGGAAUGCAAGCUUUAUUAGAUCUAAUAUUUGCCGUAGAGGGUUCUGUAUCUGAUGCUGCAAAACAUUUGGGCUUAAGCACUGGAGCUCUUUCUCGUCUGAUUCUGUCUGAUGAUUCUCUUCGACAGGCGGUUAACGAGUUCCGGACAUCUAAGGGUAUGAAGCCUCUCAAGUAGGAGCCGUUGGAUUGUAACUUGUACAUGCUGCAGUUAUCCUUGCAAGGAAGUGAAUUAGUUGCUAUUACACUACUUGCAUGUCAUGAAGAAGCAUCAAAGAUUUCGACACACAAACUCGAGCUUCUUUUGACGACAUGAAUGUUUGUGGCGAACGUUUGUUGAUGUAAAUCCACAAUAGAAAAACAGGUCAUUUCGUUAAUUAACGUAGUUUCUAUGUACCUAUUCUUGUAUUUUAUUUUUUUCAUGCACUUUUUCUUAUCCAAAAGAUGCCUAAAGGACCAAAGGGUGAUUGGUCCAACGGUAUUCAGGUUAUCAGCAUAGCCCAGAUUCCUAGGAGGUAUUUGUCGUUUAUAAAUAUUAUAUACUUACAAAAAGAUGAUUUAAGUUUCAGUUUCUGUUU
This is a messenger RNA of Cynara cardunculus var. scolymus (artichoke), 1168 nucleotides long. Its product is annotated as peptide chain release factor 1. The record is from RefSeq and is a predicted model, not a curated record. Gene Ontology annotation, molecular function: translation release factor activity. The coding region runs from base 22 to 768 and encodes 248 amino acids. Lineage: Eukaryota; Viridiplantae; Streptophyta; Magnoliopsida; Asterales; Asteraceae. Gene Ontology annotation, biological process: translational termination. The transcript has 6 exons. Gene Ontology annotation, cellular component: chloroplast.